AACUCCACAGUAUUGAGUGUAUUGACAUUUCUCUCCCUUCUUCUGCCACCAAACGCAGUAAAAAAGACUUUCUCUUUCUCCCUCAAUUUAGUUUAUUCCUAUCAUCUCCAUCUCUGCCUUUAUUCUAUACAAAUGCAGCCCGAAUCUUAAGUAUUUGAAGAAAUAAUGGGUGGAAAAAGUUCAAAAAGGGCAACAUCGGGUCGGUAUACAACAUACGAGUCUAGUCCUUAUGGAUAUCCUCCCCAAUCGUACGCUCAAUCGAGCCAUUCUUAUACACAAACACCUCCACCUCCACCUCAAAGUUACGGUGGAUGGCCUCAAGAACCAAGAAGAAAUGUUGAGAAGAAAUUCUCCAGAAUAGAUGACAACUUCACCAGUUUGGACCAGGUUACAGAUGCUUUAUCACGAGCUGGCCUGGAGUCUUCAAAUCUAAUCGUGGGUAUCGAUUUCACUAAGAGCAAUGAGUGGACAGGUGCGAGGUCAUUUCAUCGAAAAUGCUUGCAUUACAUUGGAGACGGAGGAAUGAACCCAUAUGAACAGGCGAUCUCAAUUAUCGGACAAACAUUGUCUACUUUUGACGAGGAUAACUUGAUUCCAUGUUUUGGAUUUGGAGAUGCAUCUACACAUGACCAAGAGGUAUUCAGUUUCUACCCAGAUGAACGAAACUGUAAUGGGUUCGAAGAAGUUCUGACAAGAUACAAGGAGAUAGUCCCCCAACUUCGACUUGCAGGGCCUACGUCGUUUGCUCCAGUAAUCGAGAUGGCCAUGACUAUAGUCGAGCAAAGUGGCGGACAGUACCAUGUUUUACUUAUAAUAGCUGAUGGACAGGUGACUAGAAGCAUAGACACUGCGAAUGGUCAGCUAAGCCCACAGGAGAAGAAAACUGUAGAGGCGAUUGUGAAGGCAAGCGAGUAUCCUUUGUCAAUAAUCUUGGUUGGUGUUGGAGAUGGACCAUGGGAGAUGAUGAAGGAAUUUGAUGACAAUAUCCCUGCACGGGCUUUUGACAAUUUCCAGUUUGUGAAUUUUACUGAGAUCAUGUCGAAGAGCAUGGAGAGAUCGAGGAAAGAAGCUGCUUUUGCUCUUGCAGCAUUGAUGGAAAUUCCUUCUCAGUAUAGGGCAACACUUGAGCUUAGCUUAUUGGGUAUGAGUAGACCAGGAAAGGGCAUAGAGAGGAUUGCUUUGCCCCCUCCACAAUACAACGGUGGCAGUUAUCGCCCAUCAAAACCUUCAGAGUCUAGUAGCUUCCGUCCACCGACUACACCUUCCAAUGUACGCGAUACAGCUAAUACAGCUGAUAAUAACUCGAGCAGACCCAACACUUUUUCAAAUUUGGAGAACAACGUAUGUCCUAUCUGUCUUUCUGAUCCAAAGAACAUGGCUUUUGGAUGUGGGCAUCAGACUUGCUGUGACUGUGGACAAUUCCUUGAGUUAUGCCCCAUCUGUCGGAGCACGAUAGAAACUCGGAUACGUCUGUACUGAGACAUUGCCAACAUAUUCGGUGAAGGGUCGACCUGAUUUUCUCGUUUUCUUUUGCCUGUACAUAACAAUCCCUCCGCGUUUUGGUCAUUAUUCACAUUUCUUAUAUUGCUUUGA
Messenger RNA from Impatiens glandulifera, 1593 nucleotides. Its product is annotated as E3 ubiquitin-protein ligase RGLG2-like. NCBI's taxonomy places the organism in Eukaryota, Viridiplantae, Streptophyta, Magnoliopsida, Ericales, Balsaminaceae. Bases 166 to 1479 code for a protein of 437 amino acids. The record is from RefSeq and is a predicted model, not a curated record. The transcript has 12 exons.